CACAAGACGCGAAAAAGGAAAUGCCCUGUCACAUCUUCAACCAGUCCAUUUUCUUCUGUCCACUAUAGCUUUCUCUCCUCUUCUUCCUCACCGUAGACCUUCUUCCCCAAAAAUAAAAAACCUAGGGUUUUCAAUUAACUCCUUUUUUUCCCUCUCCAGCUGCUUCUGUUUCUCUUUUGGUUUCAAUCAAUCUAUCUAAGCAGUAACUUAUAGAGUAUUAGUAGCGAGAACACAGCAAUUAUUUUCAAUUCAUUUCUACUUAAUUUUCUAUUCAUUUCAAUACAUGGAACAACAACAAGUACAGUUGCAAGAACAGUCAAAGAAGAAGGAUGGGGAAGAAGAAUAUAGACCUUGUAUUGAAGAGAGUAGAGAGCAACGGAUUUUUGACAAUUCUUUACCAGGCGCUGACCUUAUGACCAUCGAUCAAUGCGAGACGAUUCGGGAAAUGGACGAUUCGCAACUCGUUGGACCUCCCCCGUCUACUGCGGUUGCGGCACGGGAUGUUGAUAUGGUGGAUGUGGAAGUUAGAACGGCGUCUAAAGUUGUGGAUAUGACUCCGGCCAAGCGGAAGCGUGGUCGGCCACCGAGAAUUCAGGGGAAAACGGGGCCGCCACCGCCGCCACAGCAGCCCCAGAGGAAGAAGAGAGAUGAGGAAGAUGUUUGCUUUAUUUGUUUUGAUGGUGGUAGUCUUGUGCUUUGCGAUCGCCGGGGUUGCCCUAAGGCAUAUCAUCCAGCUUGUAUCAAGAGGGAUGAAGCAUUCUUUCGCUCAAAGGCUAAAUGGAAUUGUGGGUGGCAUAUAUGUAGCGGUUGUCAGAAGGCUUCUCAUUACAUGUGCUAUACUUGUACAUACUCCUUGUGCAAAGGAUGUACUAAAGAUGCUGAUUAUGUGGGUGUUAGAGGGAAUAAAGGAUUUUGUGGAACAUGCUUGAGAACUAUAAUGCUGAUUGAAAAUGUUAAACUGGCAAAUGCAGAAACGGUUCAGGUGGAUUUUGAUGACAAAACUAGCUGGGAAUAUCUCUUUAAGAUAUACUGGGUUUACUUAAAAGCUAAGCUAUCUUUAACCAUAGAUGAGCUAACUAGAGCUAAAAAUCCCUGGAAAGGAGAUGAGCUAUCUAAAGCUAAAAAUUCCUGGAAAGGAGCUGUCAUUUUGGCUCCUAAGGAGAUAUCAAGGGGUCAACUUUAUCAUGGUAAUGAUGAGAAAGGAUCUUUUACAGACAACUGCUGUGGAAAUCUUGAAGCAAAUCAUUCUAAGAGAAGAAAAACAAAGGAUCAACCGAACUUUCUCAACGAGAAUUACUCCAUACUUAUGGAAAAAUUGGGUGUUGAUAAAGUCACACCUUUGCCUGAAGGGACAAUGUGGGCAACAAAGGAGCUCUUGGAGUUGGUUGCACACAUGAGAAACGGGGAUACAUCUGUGUUAUCUCAGUUUGAUGUCCAGGCUCUUUUACUAGAAUACAUAAAAAGAAAUAAUCUUCGUGAUCCUCGCCAGAAAUCUCAAAUUAUUUGUGAUUCAAGGCUUGCAAAUAUGUUUGGAAGGCCUCGUGUUGGCCAUUUUGAAAUGCUGAAGCUUCUUGAAUACCAUUAUCUGAUAAAAGAAAAGUCUUCAGCUGAUGAUACUGUUGGCGUGGGAGUUGCUGAUACUGCUGGUGGUCAGGUAGAGGCUGCUAGAAGCAGUGAUAGUCAAAUGAUUGUGGGUAAUGACAAACGGCGUAAAUCACGCAAAAAGAUGGAUGAGAGGUCACCACUGAUUAAUCCUAAUGCAGAUGAAUAUGCAGCAAUAGAUGUUCACAACAUUAACUUGUUGUACUUAAAACGUGAUUUGAUAGAGAACCUAAUGGAUGAUUCUGAGAAAUUUCAUGAAAAUGUUGUUGGAUCAUUUGUGCGAAUUAGGAUUUCUGGGGGCGAUCAAAGGCAAGAUAUGCAUAGGCUCGUCCAAGUUGUUGGUACUAGCAAGGUGGCUGAAUCAUAUCAAGUUGGCUCAAAAACAACCAAUGUCAUGCUUGAAAUAUUAAAUUUGAACAAGAAAGAGGUUGUCUCAAUUGAUGCAAUCUCAAAUCAGGAGUUUUCAGAGGAAGAAUGCAGUCGUCUACACCAGAGUAUAAAAUGUGGGCUUAUCAAACAGUUAAAAGUGGGUGAGAUUCUGGAGAAAGCUAUGGUGCUUAAACCUGUCAAAGUUAGUGAUUGGUUGGAAGCAGAGAUAUUACGGCUUAAUCACCUUCGUGAUCGAGCUAGUGAGAAGGGACAUAGGAAGGAGCUUAGAGAAUGUGUGGAAAAGUUAGAGCUCCUGAAGUCACCCAAGGAGUGUCAGCGCAGGCUUCUUGAAAUUCCCAAUAUACAUGCAGACCCAAAUAUGGAUCCAAGUCAUGAAUCUGAAGAAGAUGCAGGAGAAUCAAAUAUAAAGAAACAAGGUGACCAUGCAAGAGAAAGAAAUACUGGUGUUGGAAGAAAGGGAAUAGAGCUCAAUUCUCCAGUAAGAGAAGGUGAUCUGAAUAAUGCAGGAAACAUGGCACUAACAAAUUUAGCUGCUGCCUGUGAGCAAAGUAUAAACACAUGCACAACAUUUUAUGUUGAUAAGGAUGGUACUACUCGAGUUCAUGAUAGAACCAGUGAAUCCAUGUGGAGUAAGGAAGGGGGAGCACUUGGGCUCAGUAGCGAGAAUACAUCAAAGAACCUGUUUGGUUCGUCCGACUCGGUAAAUGAUAAAGCAGCAGUACAAUCUGAAACACAUACUGGUGUUGCACCAUCUGUUAUACCACCUCUUUCGCCAGAGAGAGAACAACUCAUUGGUGAUUUUGAGACAGAAAAGCUGUGGCAUUACCAGGAUCCAUUUGGAAUUGUUCAAGGGCCGUUUUGUAUGAUGCAGCUGCGUAAAUGGAGUACAAGUGGGCUUUUCCCUCUUGAUUUCAGAGUAUGGAGGAUAAAUGAGAAGCAAGAGGACUCUAUUCUUUUGACUGAUGCAUUGGUUGGCCAAUAUUCUAAGCAGCUACUACAACCUUGCAACAGCCAUUUAGAGCCUCAGGAAGCAACAGUUGCAUCUAAUGAUGCAGGUAAAAAUUGGAAAUCUGGGUUCAGUUUGAGCACUGAUGCAUCUUGGCUAGACGGCAAAAAGGUUGAUCAUGACAGUAAGCCUGUGCAAAAUGAUGUAAAUAUCCAUGGGGGUGGUGAUAGUGACCUUGUUAAGAGCAAUAAUGGGUUGGGCUCCCAUUCUUCCACAUGGACUAAGACUGUGGACGUUACGAUGGACAAUGAUGCACAGGCCCAAAGUUCCUUACAGGGCUGGGACUUAUCUAAGGAUAGCAAGGCUUGGACUGGUCAGUCCCGGAUUUGUGGUUCCCUUCCCUCAGCUUCAUCUCCUGGCGACCUUAUUGGAACUCCAUCCAAUCAAGUAAGAGAAGAGCAUGGGGAUGAAAAGUGGAGUUCCAAUACUAAUUCACACAGGAAUAUUGAUGAUCAAACUAAUGCCAGAGAGACUGAUGUGAAAAGAAAACGAUUAGACAGUGAAGGUCAUUCAAACCAAUCCUCUGGCCAAAAUUGGAGAACCCAGCCCAUUACCAGUUCUUCAAGCGGAUGGGAUUCCAACUCUGGUUUUGUAUCUGCAGCCAAGUCAAUUGGAAAAUCUGAGCUGCAUCAGGAAAUUGAUUUCUCUGAUCUGCUAAGUCCAAGACCAAAGCAAAGCCAUGAAGACUCGAAAGAUGAUGUUGCUAAGAACAAACUGCCUCUUACCUCAAAUGUUCCUGUCCAGGAUUCAGGACCUACUUGGAGCACUGCUUCGAGUUUAGUGGUUGGUGAAUGGGGUGGCUAUUCUUCUCAUCCCAAACCUUCUGUUGAGGAAUGGGACUCAAAUCAUGUAUCUGCAUCUUCACUGAAACCAACUGAAGGUGCAAGUGAUCAUGCUGCUACACCAACAUCUGGAACUGGCCCACUGACACAUUCUUCCUCCAGCCAUCCGACAAUUGAUACAUCUAGUUGGCAGCCGAUUGUUCCUGAACCCAAUGAGUUCUGCUCUUUAGUUGAUGAAUCUGUUUCAGACCUGCUUGCCGAAGUUGAAGCAAUGGAAUCUCUUGGUUUGCCUUCCCCUACUUCAAAAAUGAGCUGUGGUGGAGAAUUGACGCCAGGUUCUGAUAAUGAUUGCUUUAGUCCUGUUGAGCCAUUUAGUCCAGCACCUGAUCCAGGGAAAAGUGAUGCAUUGAGCUCCACCAGUGAUAUACAUAUGCCUUCUCAGUUGCCUGCAGCUGAUGUAGUACUUCGGCUAUCUCACACACCUUCUCAGCCAACUGUAACAGAUGAACUUGCAGUAUCUCAAAUGCAUUCUCGGUUGGCUGUGACUGAUAAACAUCAUCCGUUGCCUCAGAUGCCACCACGGUCUAUUGUCCAAGAUGAGCCGCUAGGAGCAUCUCCAAUGCCUCAGUCCACUUUAACGGAGGAGCCACUUGGGUUAUGGCAUACUGAUGUUCUUGAUGCUCAAAAAAGCUUUAGCAGGCAUUCACCUAGUAGUGCGGAAGUGGUUGGAGAUACAAAGCGCAGUGAUGUUUCUGUUAACCAAUGGGAAACGCGUUCAGAACCACUGGCAUCUUCAACCAUAAACCAAAGGGAAGCAGGUUCAGACAUUCGGUCGCGUACUUCAUCAUCAGUUGGCCAAUGGGAAGCUGGUUCUGAUUCCCAACGUCCUGCAUCAUCAACUGCAGAUGCUAGUUAUGGAACAAUAAAGGGAAAUGCAAACUCAAACCAAGUUGUAUCUCAAGGAAAUACGAACAUGAUUUGGGGAACUGGUCAUGGAUCAGUUCAGCAACAAGCUAGUUCAAAUUCUGCUAUUUCUACUGGGAUUCUAGGUAGUUGGGGAAGCCAACACCAACAAAGGCAUGGUGGGGACAAUAGAUUUGCUGGUUCAAGAGACCACCGGAAUUAUUAUCAAGGACGAGAUUCAGGUUUUAGUAGGGAUAGAUCUUCAUGGAACAGGCAACCAGCAUAUGGUGCUGGAAAUGGAGGAGGUACUUUCAAGGCACAGGGUAAAGGGCAGCGAGUAUGUAAGUUCUAUGAAAACGGGUACUGCAAAAAGGGGGCAUCAUGUAGUUAUUUGCACCCAUGAUUAUUAGGUUCGAAGUUACACGCAAUUGUUGUGCAUUCAAUUCUGUAAUCAUCAAUUGUAUUAGGGAGUUUGCUUAUGUUAAUGUUCUAAUUUAACAUGUAAAAGUAUUAAAAGUGGCAUAAUACGUUUGUUCUUUGGAUAGCUUAAUUAGAGCUGCAUGUUGCAGUUGAUAUAUAAAUUCUUUUGUCUGCUCAAUGCACAAGGUAUUGUUAGGAA
This is a messenger RNA of Jatropha curcas, 5302 nucleotides long. Its product is annotated as zinc finger CCCH domain-containing protein 44. The record is from RefSeq and is a predicted model, not a curated record. NCBI's taxonomy places the organism in Eukaryota, Viridiplantae, Streptophyta, Magnoliopsida, Malpighiales, Euphorbiaceae. Gene Ontology annotation, molecular function: protein binding; DNA binding; metal ion binding.